UCCACCUGUUUGUAACGUGACGACCGCUUCUAUCUCUUGCAACGAUCCAUGUAAAUGUAGUAAAAUGAAUGCUUUUGUCAUAGCAGAGUUAUGGGAUGAAGGUGAUGGGUUAUCAGAAAUAACAGCACCAAACUCUCCACCUAAUUCGCUGCAAGUGCAUGGUUUUUUGAAAGGACUGGUCAAAGCCAAAGGAAGAGUUACAGCAACAUUAAUCAUUGACUGCUGUCGAAAAAAUGUGACAAUUUAUGUAAAGGAUUUGAAAAAUCUCACAAGCUCAUGUGACAUACCAAUUGAUCCAACAUAUGACGCAAUUAAUCCUUGUACAACUACAACCACCACCACCACUACCACAUUGACACCUACGUCUACAUUGACUUUUUUGUCUAGAAAAACAACCUUUCUUAUGGCAACGACUUCACUCAAAUUGUCCGCAGGAUCAAGUUCUCUAGUAACGUCAACACCAAAUCAAACGACAAAACAGUCAGGAAAGGCCGGUAAUACAACAACCACAACGACGCAAAAUCCAUCAUCUUCUAAGGAAGAAAAUUCUAGUUCUUUAUCUGAUGGUGCUACUUACGGAAUUGCUGCUGCAGUUGGUGCCGUGACCCUGGCUGUAAUCAUAGGAGGUAUUGCGCUCAUUACGAAAAAACUUACAGCAGUAUCACCAAAGAAACCAGAGGACGAUUGAACUUAAAUAUAUUUUGUUAAGUUAUUUAUUUAUUUUGUUAUUGUUGUUUGUAUUUUCGUUAAUAAUAAAAAUAAAACAGCUGACUAGAAAAGUUUAAUAGAAAUCAUGUAAAAGGCUAUUUUCUUGAAUUUUUGUAUUUUUAUUGUACUAUUUUCCUUUCAUUAUUUGUCAUGGAGUUUUUUUUAAUGUGCCAAGAAAUAGAUCUUAUCAAAUUUAUCAUAUUUAUCUGUGUAUUGUUCCAUUAUAAUCACCUCAGCGCAUAUGGCUUUUCUAUUGCUACGUAAUUGAGCGACAUACAAUAAAAGUCUUAAAUAUGCACGAAAUAUUGGUCGCUGCACGUUAAGUAAGCAACAUUCAAUAAAUCAAUUUAAUAAAAAGUAAUUCUGUAAUAAUAUGUAUUAAAAUAGUGCUUGUUUGUCGACCGGUUAAAAUGUAGAUGUCUACUGGUUUCUUGUGUCGUCAGUUGUUGUCUCAAUGCCGUAUACCAAAUAAGUCCUUAAAAACUUAUAUAAUAUAUAUACAAUCCAAGUAUGCUUAAAGUAUAAAAUAAAAAGUGUGUUCAACUGACAAAAAGAAAACUUUUAUUCUUAAAUCGAAGAAAAAGAUAAAAAUCGAAAUGGAAAUAACUGGAUAUAGAAUAUCAGCCCGAACAAAAAUCUAUUGCAUGGUGAUAAUCGAAGCAUAUCAGAAGAUAGUUACUUAAACAUUUACAUAAUGUAAGGUAAAAUGUUAUCAUUACAUAUGUUGCAAUACUCUGAAUUCGUUUGAUGUUAGCUAAUUUUUCACAUGCUUUUGUGUUUGAAAGGGAAAUGUUGAAAUAAACCAUAUCAAAAACAAUGUUAUUAUACGGCACUAAUUUUCCUAUCAAUAAUUAAAGAUAUAACAAUUUUCUCCUUAUGUAUGGAGAUCACCGGCCUUCGGAGACAACUUUACAUGCAUGUAGUUUUUCAUUCUUGACAUUUUUUUAAUUGUAUGUAUAUAACUUGCAGUGUGUAAAACCAAUUUUGAUAAUCAUUUGAAUUAGAUUUUUUGAAAUAAAAUAUACGAAAUGUGGCAUGAACAUGGUCAAAUCCUAUCUGCAACCUUACGACCUGACAUCUGAUUUAAAACGACCUGUGACCAUUAAAAUGUUCAGACCUUAGUGUAAAGGGUUAAAAGUGACCUAGAUGUACUCUACUGGAACCCGAUAUACAGCCAAUUUGUUUAUUUGGUUUGUUUCACAUUUAGCAAAAUAACUAUACAGUUAAUCAUCAGCGUUAAUCAUGAACGGUUGAUAUUUUCUUGACAACGGAGAAGUGUUACUUUAUUUAUUAUCGUCUUUCCGUGUACAAUGAAUGAAGUUUAUAUACUAAUAGGUUGUUAAUUGUUACUAUAAGCAGAACAUAUAAGAUAGUCUUGAAUUGAAAUUGUACAUGCUUUAGGAAGUCCCCCUCCAAUUUAUGUAUCAUCAAUGAACAUAUUAUCUUUUGGAACAUCUAAAGUAAUAUACACAUUAUAUUUUUUUCAAAUAAAAUAUUGCUACCCUUGAAAGAUGAAUCUGUUGGAAAAGAAAUAUAAAUCACUUAUUACGAAACUGCAGUUAUGUAUAUGUAUUCAAGUUGCCUGUGACUUUAUAGUAAGCGAAAAAAUAAUGUAAAAUAUUUUUUUAUAUUUAUUUUGUGUAAGAUAAAGUUUGUCGAUUUUGUUACCAUAGAGUAAUUUCCUUUUAUACAAUGUCUUUCAUUAGUCUAUUAACUGUGAUGUAAUAAAUCUGUAAUAAACAUAU
This is a messenger RNA of Mytilus californianus (California mussel), 2453 nucleotides long. Its product is annotated as protein let-653-like. The transcript is spliced from 3 exons. NCBI's taxonomy places the organism in Eukaryota, Metazoa, Mollusca, Bivalvia, Mytilida, Mytilidae. The record is from RefSeq and is a predicted model, not a curated record. Bases 65 to 688 code for a protein of 207 amino acids.